This is a messenger RNA of Salvia miltiorrhiza (redroot sage), 1026 nucleotides long. RefSeq names its product B-box zinc finger protein 22-like. Bases 183 to 914 code for a protein of 243 amino acids. Gene Ontology annotation, cellular component: nucleus. Gene Ontology annotation, biological process: regulation of DNA-templated transcription; photomorphogenesis. Gene Ontology annotation, molecular function: zinc ion binding. Lineage: Eukaryota; Viridiplantae; Streptophyta; Magnoliopsida; Lamiales; Lamiaceae. The transcript has 3 exons. The record is from RefSeq and is a predicted model, not a curated record.
GAUACAUUGGUAUCUUAGUCUGUGGUUGAGCAAUACCCUGAGCUCCUGGCACACCACCCAAGGGGACACUUGUCUUGUCCACACAGGCUUUAACCGACAUUUCUCUCUCUUUACCGGAUUUAACCGCCACAACACCUCCUUCCUCCUCCCCAACAUUCACUAGUCUGCUAUUUUGAGGUGAAAUGAAGAUUCAAUGCAACGUGUGUGAGGCGGCGGAGGCGAAAGUGCUGUGCUGCGCCGACGAGGCCGCCCUCUGCACCGAGUGCGACCAGAAAGUGCACGCCGCCAAUAAGCUCGCCAGCAAACACCAGAGGGUUCCUCUCUCGACUUGUUCGUCGCAGAAGCCCAAGUGCGAUAUAUGCCAGGAAACAGUAGGGUAUUUCUUUUGCUUGGAAGACCGAGCUCUGCUCUGCAGAAGAUGUGAUGUUUCUGUACACACUGCAAAUCGCUUGGUGGCUGCUCAUCAGAGAUUCUUGCUCACUGGAGUGAAAGUAGGUCUUGAAGCAACCAAAUUGGAUCCAGCUCCUCCUCCCUCAACAACUGAUCUGCCUGCCCAAGCCCAAGGGGAUAUUUCCUCAUCAAAGACGGGAGGUUCCAUGUCGCAGUGGCCGUUGGAUGAAUUCCUUGAACUCGGUGACUACACUCACAAGUAUGACUUUAUGGAUCCUACUGGCUCAUCCAAGAGUGAGGCGAAUUGCGGGAAGUUUGGAGAUGCAGAUUGGUCCCCUGUGGUGCAAGUUGCUGAUAUGGAGUUAGAGGGAGAUGAGCAGAAUACUUGUUUCUGGAGAGUGCCGGAGAUUCCGUCUCCCCCCACAGCGUCCGGGCUUUACAGCUGGUCUCAUUCUGCUGCCUUCGUGCACCAUCGUCCCCACGGCGACGGACCCGUUUCUGAUCGACUUGUACCAGAGUUGUGAGCUUACAUUAGCUUUUAAUUGUAAGUUGCAGAGCAGUGUGUUGUUAGGUUCCCAUGUACACCACCAACAAAAAGGCACUCAUGUACUGCCAUUAUCUCUCUUUAACAUCACA